Solanum dulcamara is the source of this 725-nucleotide messenger RNA. RefSeq lists its product as uncharacterized. The transcript is spliced from 2 exons. NCBI's taxonomy places the organism in Eukaryota, Viridiplantae, Streptophyta, Magnoliopsida, Solanales, Solanaceae. The coding region runs from base 117 to 641 and encodes 174 amino acids. The record is from RefSeq and is a predicted model, not a curated record.
UCUCCCCAAGAUUUGUUCUAUAGUUUUUGCUAAAUUAAGUAACAUAUUCUUCAACAUUGUAAUUAAUCCAAGUGAUUUUGAAUCAACUAGAAUUAAGGCUUGGAAUUAACUAGCAUAUGGAGUACUUGGAGAAGGCAAAAACCAUUCGUCUCAAAACGCACAAUGGCAAAUACCUCAUAGCAAGCAAUGAUGAGAAAUAUAUACGCCAAAACCGUGAUGGCUCAACAGUAAAUGCACUUUGGUCUGUCGAGUUCUUGGAUGGUCAACACUAUCUGCGCCUUAAAAGUUGUUAUGGAAAGUACUUGACAGCUUCAAAUGUUCCAUUACUUCCUAAGGUAACAGCAUCAAGAAAAGUCAUGCAAACUUUGCCUAAAAAACUCUGUUCCGCAACAGAAUGGGAGGCUGAACAAGAUGGAUCGUCAUACCAAAUUCGCCUAAAGACGCGAUAUGGCCAUUUCCUGAGACCCUUUGGAGGAAUACCACCAUGGAGGAACAUUGUCAUCCAUGAUGUUCCUCAUAGGAAAAAAGCAACUCUAUGGGAAAUCGAAAUUAUGGAGACUCAUAAAAUUGUUCAACCUGCACCUUCAAAUUUCGCCCAAAUUACCAAAGCAUUCUCUUGUAACUUUACUGAGCCCAUAUGAACGAAUGAGAUAUAUAUAUAUAAUUCAAAUUUCUGGGAAAUUUUCAUUUCAUCAAUAACUUAAAAAUCAAUGCAGGGUUUUGGU